Molecule: messenger RNA, 2168 nt
Organism: Melospiza georgiana
Lineage: Eukaryota; Metazoa; Chordata; Aves; Passeriformes; Passerellidae
Gene: C6H15orf62
Product: chromosome 6 C15orf62 homolog
Exons: 1
Coding region: 633-1454 (273 amino acids)
Source: RefSeq, a predicted model, not a curated record
GCCCUCGGAGUGGCGCAGGAAGAACAGCCUGAUCCAGGUGGGCUCCCAGCACGUGCUCCUGGCUGCCUGAGCGUGGGCUGAGGCUCCACCACUCCACACACCUAUUUCCUGCAAUCCUGGCAAUUACCAAUGGAGUGAAACCCAGUUUCUGACGUGGCUGACUCAGCAAGGGCUUGGCUCAAAACAAACACAUCCACGCAGGGAGCCACAGCCCGGGAAGCAGCGACGGGUGGCACAUGAAGGGACGGCGGCAGCAGAGCUGGAGAGUUUUGGCAUUCUGGGUCCAACCUGGCUGAAUUCCUGGACUCCUGGCUGAGUUCUUCCUGGACUUGCUUCUUCAUCCUGGUCUCUGAGUGCUCCAGCAGCUUCCCCUCUCCACUCCAGGACUCCUGGUUGCUCCAACAGAGUGUAAGUCUCUCCUGCACUCUGUUCUCCCAGCGUUGUCUCCUGCACUGUCGCUUUCUUCAUCCCCCUUCUCCCGUAUUCCCUGGGCUCCUUCGGUGGGACUGAGUCACCGUCUCGUUCCCAGCCACCCACGGCGCUUUUCCGGCAGUGCCCCUCCUCGGAAGGUGCCUGGUUACCAUGGCACCCGAGUGCCCUUCUGUUCUAGAUGCCAGAUUAGAUCUGUUCUCAUGGUGACUGUGCCUCUGCUGUUCCCCACCAGCCCGGAGCCGCAGCACACGUUUAACGAGCUCGCUCACACACCGCCUGCCGCUCCUCUCCACUCCAGGGGGAGACUCCUUCAGAUCCCAGACAAGCCGAGUGCUCCUUGCCACGGCGUGGAGUUUGCAUUUCCUGCACUACCAGCCUCUCUGUGCUCCUUGCAGCUCCAGGAACGGGGCAGGAAGAGGUUGAUCCUGUUGCGUGGCUCUCUGCUGAUCCCUGGGCUCCUGCCUGUGAGGAGCCAGCAUUCCUGCUCCUCGCUGCCUUUCCUCACCAUGGAUACUUGGCGCAGGGGGUCCCUCAAGUCCACCACCUUCUUCCGGCGCUUCUCCCUCAGGAGGCACAAAAAGCUGGGCAACCAAGUCAUCAUCCUGAACCAGAACAGCCACACUCUGGACACGGACGGCCAGAAGAGGGAAGGCUUGAGGGAUCUGAAGGACAAGUCUGAGUACCUGUCCUGUCAGAGCGAGCAGAACCUGGCCAAGGCACAAGCCCCUCCCAAGCCUCCCCGGCUGUACCUGGACAGUUCCAGCUGCCCCAACAUCAUCGACCGCACAGAUUCCCACUCCGACCUCUCCUUUUCCGACGCUGCUCCGUACCACAAAGGCACUCCCACGCACAAGGACCAGGCUACGGACCACGGCACCUCAGAGGCGGGUCUCCCCAGCAGCACCACUCUUCCUGAGCUGGCUGACCCCUUCCUGUCCUUCAAAGUGGAUUUGGGGCUAUCUCUCCUCGAGGACGUGCUGCAGACCCUCAGGAAACAGAACCCGAGGGAUUACGCCAUUUGAAGGUAUUCUUUGUCCAUCACAUCCCAGUUACUCACUGCUGCUGCCAGUUCCUCCCGUUCCAGCAGGAGGAAGGACACUGGAGCAUGCCUGUUGUGUGUGGCCUGUUUUGUUGUCCUCGCCUCACCCACCACAGAGCAUCCCUGUCCUUGCCAAGGAAUCCUCUGGAGCAGAGCUCACAGGCUCUGUGCUCAGGUGAGAGCAUCGUCUGCUGUCUCAUGGCCAACUUUCCGCUCUCCACCCCGGGAAUUUCCCACUCCGGACUGCGCAUCCCAUCCUCAGGGAAGACUGCCACUUUUUGGGAAAGACUUAUUUCGGGGAUGUGACACUGUGGGGCAGGGACACACAGGGAUUUGGCAUGGAUCACUUGUGGAACAGCAGGCAGCCUGCAAGGAGGCAGCAGCACUGCACCCCGAAGCCAAAGCUUUGAGGGCUGAGAGACAGGAACUGGGGCUUCUCCUCCCACCAUGUUUGGAUGUGAAAGCUCAAAGCUGUUCCUCCGUUUUUUCUCUUCCUCUUUGUGGGUUUCUUUUCCCUUAACUCCAGUGCAGGUGGCACUCCCAGCCAGGUAAGCAUCCAAGUAGGCUCCUGAUACAGCACCAGCAGUGGAUUUAUCCUCCUGGCAGGAGAAGAGGUGUCUCUGACACUGCUGCCUCACGCAUGCACUGAGCUCCCAGCUGUACAGACAUAGAAGAAUAAAUGUAUCUGUGACUGGAA